UGCUGGAGGGAGACAACUGCGUGUUCGACGGAAUGAUUUAUCGCAACGGGGAGACGUUCCAGCCCAGCUGCAAGUACCAGUGCACCUGCCGAGACGGGCAGAUCGGCUGCCUGCCCCGCUGUAACCUGGACCUGCUGCUCCCCGGCCCCGACUGCCCGGUCCCCAGGAAAGUCGAAGUCCCUGGAGAGUGCUGUGAGAAGUGGAUCUGUGACCCUAAAGAUGAAGUGAUUUUGGGAGGUUUUGCCAUGGCUGCCUACAGACAAGAGGCCACACUUGGGGUCGAUGUGUCAGAUUCAAGUGCCAAUUGUAUUGAGCAGACAACAGAAUGGAGUGCUUGUUCCAAAAGCUGUGGAAUGGGCUUCUCCACCCGUGUUACCAACAGAAAUCAACAGUGUGAGAUGGUGAAGCAGACACGGCUUUGCAUGAUAAGACCUUGUGAAAAUGAAGAGCCAUCUGAUAAGAAAGGGAAGAAAUGUAUGAGGACAAAGAAGUCCCUGAAAGGUGUUCGCUUUGAGUACAAGAACUGCAGCAGCGUGCAGAGUUACAAGGCUCGUUACUGCGGGCUCUGCAGCGACGGGCGGUGCUGUACCCCACACAGCACCAAAACAGUGCAAGUUGAGUUCCGCUGUCCGCAGGGCAAAAUCCUAAAGAAGCCAAUGAUGUUGAUCAACACUUGUGUCUGUCAUAACAACUGUCCUCAGAGUAACAAUGCUUUCUUCCAGCCGUUAGAUCUGACAUCUAGUGAAGCAAAAAUAUGAAAAGCGUAGAUUAAGUAGCACAAAAGGUAUGAAUAGUUUAUACAAAACUUGACCCACAUCAGGUGAAUGUAACAAUGGCAUAUGUAAAAUAUGUUUUUCGAAACAGUCUAGGCGCUUUCUUUUUUCCUGUAGUUUAUUAAAUACCUCAUGUUACAUUUUCCUCCUCCAAAUGACUUUCAUUCACUUGAAGGAAAUUUUGUACCUUGGACAGAGUCUUCUGUUUUUUUCUUGGCAGUGGCAUGAAGGUCACAAAGCAAACAGCUAGACUUUCUGCUUGAGUUAAGAGGACCGUGCCACAGGUUUCCGGCUGGGCUCUUUAAGAGUAAAUGGAUUCCUUGGAGAA
Molecule: messenger RNA, 1101 nt
Organism: Merops nubicus (carmine bee-eater)
Lineage: Eukaryota; Metazoa; Chordata; Aves; Coraciiformes; Meropidae
Gene: CCN3
Product: nephroblastoma overexpressed
Exons: 3
Biological process (GO): cell adhesion; signal transduction
Cellular component (GO): extracellular matrix
Molecular function (GO): integrin binding; heparin binding
Source: RefSeq, a predicted model, not a curated record